GGCAUCGAAAACUAUCGUUCGCCGAACCUAGCAGUAGCUGUCCACACGUGCAUUUACAGAAGACCGAUACAGCUACAGGUUCGGUAGCGACUCCAGCGGAAAUGGACGGGUUCGGGUCAGACUUCCCAGCAGGUGGAUCGGGUGGUAAAGUGGACACCGGUACGAUCAUGGAGCAGGUUAAGGUCCAGAUCGCAGUGGCUAACGCUCAGGAGCUGCUGCAGAGAAUGACAGACAAAUGCUUCAAGAAGUGCAUAGGUAAACCUGGGAGCACGCUGGACAACUCUGAGCAGAAAUGUAUUGCCAUGUGUAUGGACCGGUAUAUGGAUGCCUGGAACACCGUGUCCCGAACAUACAACUCCAGAUUACAGAAGGAAAGAGCUCGUAUGUGAACAUCCCUCUCUUCAUCCUAACUUUCCCUUCGUCUGGCUGCUGCUUAUGGUGAGGAGGAGUACAGUGUUUCCACUGGAGGCUGUGCACAGGUGUGUCGUGGCAGCAGCAGCACACCGUCGCCAUACCAAUACCUUACAGACAGACAGAGAGAGACUGUGGACCCUAGCCAUAACAAAAGUCUCUGCGGACAUUUUCAUUUUUGCUCUGAGGAACAGUUAAGAAACAAAGUUUGAUUAUUUGUGUUUUUAUGUUAUGAAUAAAGACAUAUAGGUCACGAGAUUUGGAAACUCUAAAUGCCUGUUGGAAUGAACAUAAGUGUGAUUAAGUACUUGUUGCCCUGUGAUAGACUGGCGAUGUUUCCAAAGAAAUUUGGAGUAAUUAUUGCAGUAUCUGUUUACUUAAUAAUGUGACUUCAACAGAAACACUGAAACCUCCUUGCCUUUAAAUUAAGGCUGAAUGUUUCUUGUGUUUAAGAGCCUGUAUAAUUGGGACACAUAACUGUAAACAGGACUAAUGUCUCUGUAACCACAAUGUCAUAAAAUACUAUCGGCAUGUUUGUUGCCAAUUCUUUUCAUUGUGUUUAUGCUCAGAGAAAGAUGUGACAUUUUUACCGUAGAUAAUAAGCUGCACAACUGGAGCCCUUAAGGGACAACACAGGCUUUACUUUACGUGCUUUUACACUAAAAGACCGACUUAAAAUCAAAAGGAGGACUUGAGGACGAACUUGGUGUUUUCAUAACCGUGAACCUGACAUUCACAAGCCUCCAAACAGUCCUGUAUCAAAGUACGCCUGGAGAACAAAACUGUUUUGUCUGAUCUGUUUUCUAGUUGUCACUCUAUCUGCCGCCCUCCACAGUAGUGGGCUUGUUUCAGCAGGGUCUGCCUUGCUGUACACGGGGUACUGAACCUUUCUCAUCUGUAUGUGCACACACCUUGUCAGAUGUCUGGGAAGCGCACUCAUUUUUUUUUUCCCCCCCUAUCCUGCUGAAAUUAUGUGGGGAAGUAAGAGCCACAAAAGCUUGUGAACGUUAUGUGCAGUGUGUGUGUGUGAGCAAAUGGAAAGGUUUUCAUGAACAAUCAAUAAAUCUCGUUUAUCAGA
Messenger RNA from Anarrhichthys ocellatus (wolf-eel), 1489 nucleotides. It is a transcript of the gene timm13, whose product is annotated as translocase of inner mitochondrial membrane 13 homolog (yeast). Lineage: Eukaryota; Metazoa; Chordata; Actinopteri; Perciformes; Anarhichadidae. Bases 102 to 389 code for a protein of 95 amino acids. The transcript is spliced from 3 exons. The record is from RefSeq and is a predicted model, not a curated record.